This is a messenger RNA of Linnemannia hyalina, 519 nucleotides long. Lineage: Eukaryota; Fungi; Mortierellomycota; Mortierellomycetes; Mortierellales; Mortierellaceae. The record is from the annotation of a GenBank genome assembly.
AUGAUGCUCAAGACUCUUCUCGGAUCAUCCUUGGUCGCCCUCGCCGCCACGCUCUCAACCGUCUCCGCCGGCGUCCCCGGCCAAACCGGCGCCCUGAUCUCCGGCAACGAAUACUGUAUCUUCCUCCCCCCCAAGUACGGCGGCGACAUUGCCGCGAGCGAGGACGUCGCCAUCGCAUUCUGCAACAAGGCCAUCGCCACCGCCCCUAAGGCCAAGACCCUCCCCACGGGCUUUAUCAAGUCGGUCCAUUUGGUCCGCAACACCCAGAAGGGUUGGGUUCAGAUUACUGGACGGAUCGAUCGGACCAAGUAUGGGCUGUCCAAGAAAGAUGGUGGUGGACAGUACGAUAUCAAGGCCCCCCAAGGCGCUUCCUAUGCCGAUUACAAGUACUUUGUCCAAUUGAUCGAGCCCGAUUCGAACAUCUACUGCCUCCGUGUCUGCAAGGAAAAGGCUGAUUGUCCUACCAACAAGUCAACACGUGGAUGCACGGGUGUCCUUGGAGCUGGCGAUUACUCGUAA